This is a messenger RNA of Trifolium pratense (red clover), 984 nucleotides long. RefSeq names its product putative cyclin-D6-1. The transcript is spliced from 7 exons. Lineage: Eukaryota; Viridiplantae; Streptophyta; Magnoliopsida; Fabales; Fabaceae. Gene Ontology annotation, molecular function: cyclin-dependent protein serine/threonine kinase regulator activity. Gene Ontology annotation, cellular component: nucleus; cytoplasm; cyclin-dependent protein kinase holoenzyme complex. The record is from RefSeq and is a predicted model, not a curated record. Gene Ontology annotation, biological process: mitotic cell cycle phase transition; regulation of cyclin-dependent protein serine/threonine kinase activity. The coding region runs from base 1 to 984 and encodes 327 amino acids.
AUGGAUUUCUAUAGAGAAUUUCCUUAUCCUACUGCGAAGGAUUUUGAAGUCAUAAAAUGCUACUUAGACGCCGAAGUUGAGUUUAUGCCAAAAGCAAACUUCUACAAUGACGAUCAAAACAUUCUAAUUCGAAGAAAUGCUGUUUCGAUGAUCGCCAAGCUCACAACUAAGGAAUUCAUGGACUGGUUUGAUCCGGAUGCUUAUGUUCCGUAUAUUGCAAUGAACUACUUUGAUCGCUUCGUGUCCCAUUUCGGCAUGAAGUACGUGGAAGGCCAGACCAUGACAGAAAAAGUUAAUCUGAUUGCUAUAUCUUGUUUCACCAUAUCUGCCAAGAUGAGAGUAGACUCGUUUGAAUACUGUUGUUGGUUUCUUCAAAGGGUCAUGAAAAAUCUUGGAAUAAAGAGUGUUAUGGUUAUGAAAACGGAGCUUGUCAUUCUCCAAGCACUUAAAUGGAGAAUGAAACCCGUGACUCCCGACUGUUUUCUAAACUCCUAUUACCCUUGCUUCAAAGAUUUCGGUGGUUUUAAUCGCCGUAGCAUUAAUGAGAUCAUAGUUCAAGCUCAAGGAGAGCACACUUUUGUUGAUUUUAUGCCGUCUCAAAUUGCACUCUCCGCUCUUCUGGCCGCUUCCAAACUUGCAUAUCCUUUGCAUAAGGAAAAGAUUGAAAGAAUCAAAAGCAAUGAUAAAGUGUAUCUAUCAUCAUCUAAUGUCAAUCUAAUUUCAUAUAACAAGGCUUACUUACAGUUUACCAUAGUGAAGGACUGUGCAAAAAAGAUGAUAGAUCUUUGCAGAAGAAUGAACAUCAGGAUUGACACCCCUGGAUCUUUGCAGAUGAUAGAUGGGACUGUGGUCGACAUGAAAAAACUGGAUAUAGGCAAGAUGAAGACUUCUCAAUUGCAGGUGCAGGAGGAGCCGGAGAAGUUAUAUGAUAAAACACCAAAGAAGCCACUGAACUUUGAGUUGAAGUGGGUGCAGCCACAAUAA